AAGCUGCGGUUGGAUCUGUGCAAGCCACAAAAACAUAGAAUAAAGAAGAGAAGAGGCUACUUCAGGCGUUGACCGUAGAGCAUUAUGCAUACUGGGUUAAAGAGUCGAAGUCAACUUGGUGAACUUUCUUCGUCAGCCACCAAAUGCAAUUUAAUGCACUACAUUUAGCACAGGUCCGUGGCACGGGCAUAUAUGCUCACUCACCGAAACACUCUCAUGAUCAGAUGCUUCGCUAGCGCCAGCUUCGCCAAUGCGACUGUGUUUGCAAGCACGACCAAAUCCCAACACAGGCAGGGGCAGGCCACCGUUGUACCUACUGUGUGACAGUGAACCGAGUGUGGAAAGUGCAACGGUGCAACGUACUCCGUGCUGUGAAUGAGAAAUUAGCUUUUUUCUGUGUGUGGCGAUUAGAAUGUUCACAAGCGUUUGACUGCGCGCAUGACGCUUUUUCCGCAGUAAUAUAAUGGCGAUAACGCGGGUGGAUCGUCGAAACGAAACGUAUGCAGCUGGCACAAUUGUGAAUGUGCCGGUUAGCCCGGAAAGAAGCUGAACUUUCAUCUACACUGGAACAACGUAGUUCAUACAGUGUCACGUGCUAUUACAGCCGUUGCUGCCACCUUCGGAAUGUAAGACGGUAUCCGUGCGCACCUUUACUGUAAAGCUUACGUGUUCUCUGGAACAGUCCACUACUAAAGGAACCAUGGACGCGCAGGAACGCACGCUCUAUAUGGCCACUUUUGGGGUCGUGGCCGCAGGAUUGAUGCUGUUGCGACUUCGACGUAAGCGCCAGGAGCGUCGUAUGCGCGCGCUGCAACAGCGGAAUCGCCGUCUCGUGGCCCUUCUAGCCGCUCAGAAGUCUCCGACUCCAGAGCCACAGUCCCCGCGGAGAACCGGGCCGGGGCUCGGUGGUCGCGGCGGCGUUGGCGGCCGUAGACGUCGCAUUUGGACGCGCGUGCGUAGCGACAACUUUUGGCUUCACGUCAUGUCCGCCGACUUCAGCGCACAGGAUUGGCUUCACAACUUUCACCUGAGCCGCGCCACUUUCGAGCACGCCUGCGACCUGCUGCGCGAUCACAUUGCGACGCACGACACGGCCUGGAGACCCGCGACUCCCGUCGAAAAGAAGGUCGCUGUGUUCCUCUGGCGCCUGUCCAACAACUGCCACUACAAGGUCCUCAGCCAGCUGUUCGGCGUGGGGCGCUCGUCGGCGUGCCUGAUCCUCAAAGAAGCCAUCCAGGCGCUCAUCCUGCACGUCAUGCCGCGAGUGAUCAAGCCUUGCGAAAACACGCCGAGCUUCUUCGAAGAAGUGUACGGCCUGCCCGGCUGCCACGGCGUAAUCUGCUCGACUUACAUCGCUGUCAGCCCCCCGAACUAUGUCAAGGCUGAGUAUGCCGUGCCGGGCCAGGCGGACUUGUACGCCUGUCUGCUUCAGGUCGUGAUCGGUCGCGACGGCCAGAUCACGGCGGCUCGGGCUGGUCAGACGCCCUCUCGCCCGGGCAGACUAGAAGACUGGGCGUUUGUGCCCGAACUCGGCGCCCUUGAGCAAGACACGCCGUCGUCUUCAGCCGAGUCCAGAACGCCCGGUCCUUUUGCUUAUCUCGUGGCAGAUUCGUCGUUUCCGCUUCGUCCUGAAGUGUUGAAGCCAUACGACUUCGCCGCUACCAAGCCGCAGAGGACGUACAACAGCGCCCUGAACGGAGCCAUAGGCUAUGCUUCGCAGACGGUGCUGAAGUUGAAGGCCCGCUGGAAGUGCCUGGCGGCCAAGUACGAAGGAGACCUGAGUAGCGUGGGAGACUUGGUGUUGGCCUGCUGCGUGCUGCACAAUAUCUGUGAGGCCAAAGGGGAUCGCUUUGAACCACGCUGGGCAGAAGGCAUCACUGCAACUCAUCCAGCAUCCUGUCAUGUCCCCACGGUCUCAGAUGAGAUGCUGAACAAGGCUAGGAUCAAGAGAGAUGCUCUGGCCAUCAAGUUGGCAACUAGAGAUGUUUGAGACAGCAUCUUGUGAUUACGAAAUGAGAUGCCCAUACCUUAACUAGAUUGCCAGAGGCAAGAAGUUGGCCAAGGAGGUUUGCCUGAACAGGCCUCACAUUGCACAGGAUUUCAGAACUCUGCGCCUGAUGACCAAAAUUCAAUGAAAUGCCCAUUGUGCACUUGGAAGCGCAAGAAAUCUUGAUGUAAUGUAGAAGAGUGAUAGUGUCAAAAGAACUCUCUUCUGGUCGCGUACAGUGCUCAAAAUCGAUCAGUUUCAUCCAGCUCAUUAAGUUUCCCUUUGUUCUUCACUGGUGUGGCUGUAAACAUCGCACAGGCACCCCGGAUAAUGGAUGGGCUUCUUGAAAAGACCGCGACUGACGACAGAUGUAUGAACUCUAACCAUUUAACAAGACAAGCCUUGUUGGACGUAGCCAUUUAAUCAUCCAGAUCCCAUGCCCAAUCCAAUGUUCUGUUCCCAGCAGUGCCAAUUGCAUUUUUAAACGUAGAGCAAGAUGCACAAACAUAUUCACCAAGACAUUGCCAUGUACUGAAGAGCAUCAGCUUACAGGAUGGUCAUCUCUCGUACUCCAAACCGGACAUGGGAGAAAUCCGAGAUUUACAAACAGCUGCAACUUAUUGACCAGGAAGUUUGACACUGUGCACAGAUUUUCUGCUGUAUUUGAAGGUCUCCUCACUGAGGCUUAGGCAAAGAAGCGAGUAAGGCUUGCUGAAUGGAACCGAGAAUAAAAUAUAGUUGAAGAGGCCUGCAUGGAGGUUAAGGCUUACAUUAAGGCUAGUCGGAAUAGGAUUAUUCGGAUACAGCCUCGAGACAUGCGGUCUAAGUCAUCCAGAGUCUACAUCAGUAGUGAUGAUUAAGUGAAUUUGUAAAAAGAUGUGGCAUCAGUCAUGUGUGUUUGUUUACAAAGGAUAAUAUGCCGAGCUGAGAAAGUGCUGACAUUUGUUGACACCAUCUUGUGGCCUACACCCAGGUCAUCAGCAUUACUUGCCACGAACAGCCCACUUCCCUGCAUUGCUGUUGUUAGAGACACUAGUCGCUGGAGGAUAGGAGUGAUGUGCUCUGUGGACCAGAACAGUGGUGAUGUGUGCCUGUGGAAAACUGAAUAACAAUAGAUCUUUAGCUCUCCGUAAGCUAUUUCCACUUGUGGAAUAUUGGGUAGUCGGACCCACAUACAUCGGCAUCCACAUUGGCGGUGCCAUUUUGCAGCACACAAAGAUGACAUUGCAUUAUAAAAGACCCUAAAGACUCAUGUUUGCAAGUUUUGAGGACAUUUUUGUUGAUAAUAAUGCGUCUGAAAUCCUUCAAAAUCUGCCAUCAGGGCUAUCAUCAGGGCUAUCGGAGAAAUCCAAAUUAGGGUGCCCAAGUGUUCGGGGACUCAAACUGCCAGGCGCGCAAAAGAAUGCGCAGCAAGCCAAAAAGUGUGCCAAGGGCCCACAAUGGAGUUUGUGUCCCCCAACGGUUGGGUGUGGCUUGGGUACCUUAUUCUAAAAUUCUCUGUUACUGCAAUUGCCAACCACAUAUUUAGCUGCUGGCAUAAAGCGUCAAUAGCGAUACAACUCUUGAUGUGCAGUUCUUUUCACAGUUUUCUUUCAAUGAGAAUACGUGCAACAAAAAAAUAUUUCAAACGUUGGAGUUGGACAAAAUGUUGCAAGAUGCAACUACCAGCAAUGCUGCUACCCUCCAUAGGUCCGGUAACCUGGUGUUCUGCAAAAGGCAAUAUGCUUACACAGAAGCUAAAUCUCUGUAAUUAUGUAACUGACUCUACCUUCUUGUUUUUAAACAACAUGCUUUUAAUACAGCCUUUCAAUUGA
This is a messenger RNA of Dermacentor andersoni, 3801 nucleotides long. RefSeq lists its product as uncharacterized. The record is from RefSeq and is a predicted model, not a curated record. Lineage: Eukaryota; Metazoa; Arthropoda; Arachnida; Ixodida; Ixodidae.